CGAGAUUGUCGGCACUUUGAUCAUUAGCAGCAGUUCACUUGAAGCGGUAAAAGUUGUAUUUAGUGUGCUAGUAGUAAAAAGAAUAAGAAGAUGCGUGUAAGACAGUUGCAGACGACCCUACAGGACCAAGGCAUGAUCCAGCAGAUCUCGAUGGAUCAGUUGAGUGACAUGAAGAUGGCUUUGGAUGCUACUUUCUGGUUGCGAAGUAUACAAAUGUUGAAGGACCCGUAUGCCGAUGCUCUUGGUGGAAUGCCUCCUGGGCUUUUCGGUAUCAUUGCGAAGGAGCUCGAGCUCUUCUCACACUACAAUAUCAAGCCUAUCUUCGUCUUCGAUGGUAUCGUGCCUCCACUACAGCAUCAAAUGUUUCAACAAUCCAGUCAGCAGCAGUUGGAUCAGGCGUGGACACUAUCGGCUGAGGGGCAUGACUCCGGAGCCCAGAAGGCGUUCGCGGUUGCUACCAGUCGUAUUAAUAGCGACAUUUGCCACUUCGCCUUCCACUUCUUGAAGUCCAAGGGUUUCGAGGUCAUCCGAGCACCCUACUUUGCCUCGGCUCAGCUGGCUUAUAUGGCGGCCAACAAUCUCUGUCAAGUCGUCUAUGGUCCUCCUGGUCUUCUCUUGUAUGGAGUGAAAAGUGUAGUUCUGCAAAUGGACUUCCAAAAGAACAAGGCUGAAUGGGUAUCUCUGGACCAUGUACUGAGCAAAUGGUUCAUCAAUCGAGAGCAGUUCAUAGACGCAUGUCUAUUGGCUGGUACUGAGUAUUGCCUUACCUACCCCUAUCUCAAUUUGGAUCAAUUCCGUGGGGAGAAUCAGCCUCCAGCGGCGGCUCACCAUGCGGGGGCCUUUAGUUUCGAGACCGCCAUAGAGUUCAUCAGACAAGUCCCAUUGAACUCCUGGAUGCAGACGUUCCCUACGGACGAUAUGCGCAAUGACCACGUUGAAGGCUAUUGUGUAUGCAAGCUGCUCUUGUGCUACACUCCAGUGUUGAAUACGAUCGACUUGGAGACUCCUACUCUUAUGCCGAUAUCAUUCCCCCCUACGCAUGUAUGUCCAAGUGAUAUGUCAACAGUGUUGGGUGAAAGACUGCCAAUGACUGUUUAUGAGCUCCUUAUGAUGGGAUUCAUCAGCAGUAGACUUCCAUUGGUCUUGGCGACGGGAGUUUGGUGUGAUCGACAGAGCCCACUGAUUGAUUCGAAGGAGUACAGGUCUUUGCUUAUCGACUUAACUAACGAGUACCGGACCAAGGCUCUUGGGAUAAUGGCUGAGAAGCUGAACCCAUCCCUGAGAGAUCGGCCUAUCAUAUGCACUGCUUAUUGGGAGGAUCCGAACCUACGUCGAAUUCGGAUUCCUCAUGUGAAGGGUUUGAGGUGGAAGUUCACGAAGGAGGAUCUAGAGGCUGAGAUGCGUAGACAAGGUGUAAAUACUGUUGAUCUGAGAUUCUGUUUGCAGUGGCAUGCGAACGAAUUCCAACGGGAUGGUCCGUUGGUGGUGAAUAUGAGGAACCCUGCUGGUCCCCGUGCUGAGCCUAAAGAUUUGAACUCCCUCUCGGCUCUGGUCCAUUUCCAGUUGCUCGAGUCUCUCGAGUACUUCUCUGAAGACGGCGGCAUGACCAUCCUCGGUGACGUGCUGAAGGAUACCCCAAGCCGCUUCCAGGAGCCCACUCUGUUUGCCCUGGAGUUGAUGAAAUUCGGCGUAUUGACGGGAGACCCCUUUGAGCCGGUAGACGGCAGCGAGUUCCCUGCAGCGGUCCGUUACCCGAAUAUCGACACGGUGACAGAUAAGGAGAAAAGCAUAACGCUGCUGUCGAGAGUUGCAAGUCUUAUUCCGAUGAAGCUGAAGAAUGAUCUUUGGGAUACGACAGUGGAGUUCGACUUGGCCGCCUUCCAUUCAUUAGUGAGGCUGUUCAAACGGACGUUAAGGGUCCUAUGUGAAUCUUGUCUCACUGAAGACCUCAUAGAAAACAAGUCUCUCAUCAAGUUGCUGCCGAAUAACACGUUCAGUCCGAAUGGACCCUUGCCAAGCGAUUUAGAUGCAAAUGGACAGAGAUUGCCCCACCGUCGGGAGCCUCGUGUGGCUGAAGUCGGGCCGUCUCCCGUCCUUCCCGUGUUUAUGCUCCCGAGAACGUGUAUGGGUAUUGUUAUGAAGUACUUCAUGUCAUGGGAAGCCCCUCAAACUAGGAAACCGAUGAGUAGUGCGGAGAAGCGUGCGGCUUUUGACGAGAACCUUCGGAGGAAGUUUGCAUGCUGUGUGGACCCAAUGAAGGACCUUGGAGUGGCGCUAGAGUUCUGGGCUGAGAUGAAGAGGUGUAUAGUGGAUAUCAGUGAUCAACUUGGAGCGGAGGAGAUGAAGGAGGAUGUCAUAAAGGCUGACAUGUUGUUAUCGGAGAAGCGCAUGAUGAUGAGUAUUUAACUCAUGGAACUAGGAAUCUUCUUCCUCUGUUGAGUACAUGGUGAACUACAGUCAUCUCCUCAGAGUCUUCCAAGGCUGAAUCCUCGCAAAUAUGAGUAUCUUCUUCCUCUCCAGCAGCCAUACUUCAUUUGUUUC
Perkinsus marinus ATCC 50983 is the source of this 2541-nucleotide messenger RNA. RefSeq lists its product as hypothetical. NCBI's taxonomy places the organism in Eukaryota, Perkinsozoa, Perkinsida, Perkinsidae. The record is from RefSeq and is a predicted model, not a curated record. The coding region runs from base 91 to 2406 and encodes 771 amino acids. Gene Ontology annotation, molecular function: 5'-flap endonuclease activity; 5'-3' exonuclease activity. The transcript is spliced from 14 exons.